Molecule: messenger RNA, 710 nt
Organism: Telopea speciosissima
Lineage: Eukaryota; Viridiplantae; Streptophyta; Magnoliopsida; Proteales; Proteaceae
Product: extracellular ribonuclease LE-like
Exons: 3
Coding region: 16-696 (226 amino acids)
Biological process (GO): RNA catabolic process
Cellular component (GO): extracellular region
Molecular function (GO): RNA binding; ribonuclease T2 activity
Source: RefSeq, a predicted model, not a curated record
CAGAGAGAGAGAAGGAUGAAGUCCAGAGUCGUCCUCAUUCAGAUUCUUGUGUUGCAACUCUUAGUAGUUGUGUGUGUUUCACAGAAUUAUGAUUUCUUCUAUUUUGUUCAGCAGUGGCCGGGGUCGUACUGUGAUACAAGUAAUGGUUGUUGCUACCCUACAACAACAGGAAAGCCUGCAACAAACUUUAGCAUCCAUGGGCUUUGGCCUAAUUAUAAUGAUGCCUCCUAUCCAUCUAACUGUGAUUCCAACUACCCUUUUGAUCCAUCACAGAUCUCUGACUUGGUAAGUAGUCUGCAAAUAAGCUGGCCAUCACUUUCCUGUCCCAGCAGCGACGACACAAGUUUUUGGUCACACGAAUGGGAUAAACACGGUACCUGCUCUGAAUCAGUCCUUAAUGAACAUGGUUACUUCGCAGCAGCUCUCAAUCUUAAAGGCCAAGUGAACCUCCUCCAAAUCCUCAAAAGCACAGGAAUCCAACCAGAUGGUGGAUUUUACAAUGUGAAUAGUAUCACACAAGCAAUAGCAGGAGCAGUUGGAUACACUCCUGGAAUAGAUUGCAACAAAGACACAUCAGGCAACAGUCAGCUAUACCAGAUAUACCUAUGUGUAGACACUUCUGGAGCCAACUUCAUUGAGUGCCCAAUAUUGCCAAGUACCAAAUGUAGUUCAAGCAUUGAAUUCCCUUCUUUUUAACAUUAAAAUGGAAC